CCUUUGCCAAGGAGUUUGGCAGAUUAGUAAGACACUGAAAGUCACAACAAUGGGAAAUACCAGUAGCGCGAUAUCGAAGGAGAUCCUGGAGGACCUGAAGCUCAGCACCAAGUUUACCGAGACCGAAAUCAGCCAGUGGUACGAGAACUUCCAGAAGCAGUGUCCGACGGGGCGGAUCACGCCGGAGGAGUUCGAGCAGAUCUACACACGCUUCUUCCCCGACAGCGACGCCACCAGCUACGCACGGCAUGUGUUCCGCUCCUUCGACACCAACGACGACGGCACGUUGGACUUCAAGGAGUACAUCAUUGCGCUGCACAUGACCUCCACCGGGAAGACCACCCGGAAGCUGGAGUGGGCCUUCUCGCUGUUCGACGUGGACAAGAACGGAUACAUCAGCAAGGCAGAGGUGACGGAGAUCUGCCAGGCCAUUUUUAAGCUGAUCCCCAAGGAGGACCAGUGCAAACUAGCAGAGGACGAGAACACACCCGAGAAGAGAGCCAACAAGCUGUGGUCUUACUUCGAAAAGAGAGACAACGAGCGGCUGGCUGAAGGCGAGUUCAUCAAGGGAGUGAUUGAAAAUGAGAAUGCAAUGCGUCUUAUCCACUAUGACCCUGUUAAGCAGUAGCCAUGCCUGUUUAUCCCAUCUUCCUCUCCUUUAUCAAACAAAUUUCUCUCUUUCAAACACGUUUUUACUCCCCUCUCCUCCCCUCAGCUCCUCCGCUGUGUAAAUACUCAUCCAUGCAGUGUCUUGGUUGGAAAUUACUUUUUCAGUCAGUUAUUCAUGUAUGUAAUGUUGUGCUCCUCUUUGUGAAUGAAUUUAUAUCAGAUAGAGGCCAGGUGAAGCUUAACUGUGGUGUAGUGUUUUAAGAUGUGUGCAACGAAAAGGAAAAUGUAUGGAAACAGUUAAAAGAAAAGCUAAUCUGGUACGAAAAGUAACCUCGAUAAAAUUGCUCAUCGGGAAUUGACUGUGAUUGAUCUUAUUAUUGAUAAAUACUCUACCUAAUUAAUAGCUCCUCAUAGU
Messenger RNA from Salarias fasciatus (jewelled blenny), 1024 nucleotides. RefSeq names its product recoverin 2 (gene rcvrn2). The record is from RefSeq and is a predicted model, not a curated record. Gene Ontology annotation, molecular function: calcium ion binding. NCBI's taxonomy places the organism in Eukaryota, Metazoa, Chordata, Actinopteri, Blenniiformes, Blenniidae. The coding region runs from base 50 to 628 and encodes 192 amino acids. The transcript is spliced from 3 exons.